CUCAUUCAUUCGUUCACAAAAAAGAAAAUGUAAAAAGGGAUCGCUAGUUUCUCCAUUUUUAAUAAAAUUUGAGGCUUGUAUUAAACAUCUUAUGUCUCCAUCGGUAUAUUUUGUACUAUUGCGGUUUUCCAUGUAAUGGAGUCGCCCCCUUCCUUCUCAACACUGUCUGAAGCGCCUCUCCUAAGCGAAGAUAGUGGUCUCUUGAUUACAAGUGGUUCGUUUUCGAGUGACUCUGCGAGUGGAUGGCAUCACGUAGCAUCAGAGUUGCAAGAAAGUGACUUUGACGAAAGGUCAUUGUCCUUUUGCGAGUCUACUGAAACAUCAGAGCGUAUGUGUGGUGAUUUCUUCAACACAGUAAAAAAAGGACCUGGAAAGGUCGUACUUUCUGCUAUUGAACCACCACCAGAGUUUCAGGAUAACCCUAUUCAGACAUUUACAGAAAAAGACACUGCUGUAUGUGAGCCAAAAGCCGUUGUUAUUAUAAACAACAACAGACCUGUAGGAAAAUCAAUAUCUGCAGCAUUAGAUGUUCCUACAAGUAGUUCGCAUUUAUCGCCAAGGAAGCUAAAGCCGGAGUGUUUGUACGAGCGUCGUCAAGGGUUCAAUCAGAGGUUUGCUUCCCCUCGCCUGCUACACCUUAGCCCGUGCCGCGGCACCAGGCCUUCGUCUCGGAGCUCGCUCUCGUCGCGGCUCUCCAGCAGCCACAAUUCGCUGGUUACCCAGUUUCAAGCCGACGACUCCAGUUUUAUUACUCAGGCUAUUUCUCACGAUACGCUAUCCGCUAAAACUUCCGAUAUAGCCGAUAUGUACAAUGUGCCCGUCGAUAGUGACAUCUACGCAGUUCCUGUCGACGUGGUUCAGCCUAAUAAGAGUAAUAUGAAGGGCAAAGGAAAGAAACCUCCUAAGAAUAAGAAACGUGGAAAAAGCACUUCACAAAUAACAGACUCUGAGCAACUCGAGAAAAAUCAGAAACCAAAGGAUACAAAUAAGAAUAAAGACACAAAAACGAAACGACACAGCUUGCCAAGUUCAUCUAAAAAGAAUAACAACACGGAUUCUGAUUCAGAACCGGCCCACCUCACCCUACGGGAGAUGAGGAAAUAUUUACAUACCUUGUAUGCUGCUACUCCGAGUGAAACCGAAUACCGAAACAAUCUGCACUAUAGGAGGAGCGCAGCGUACAUUGCGAGCGUUCACGCUCGACAUGCGGAAAUACAUGCUGCCGGUACCACUGCGAACACUAACAGGUUCAACACCGUCAGCACCGCUGUCUUCUUGACUGAGACAAAAGAGGUGUCCACUUCAACGGAAACUAAUAAUAAUCAUAAAAAGGGAACUAGAAAUUGUUUUGGCUUAAAUAUUAAAAAUAAAAAACAAAAAGAUAAUACAGAAGAUAAAAAUGAUAAAAAGGGAAAGAUGUCGCCUGUGAAGAUUCUGUCAAUAAAUUUGAAACAGAGUUUUUGUAACUUAUUCCGCUGGAGGAAGCAGUCGGGCGGUGUGGAGGGUGGGGAGGGUGAGGCGUCGGGCGAGUCGCUGCCAGCAGCCGUGCGCCGCGCGCUGCCGCCGCUGCCGGCGCCCGCGCUCGCUGUGCCCGCCGCGCGCCGAUUCGCUGGGGACGACGUCACAGACUUCGCUACCUCUAUUCAAAAGGUCAAAGAUUAUGGUUGGUACUGGGGCCCAUUGUCAGUCGAGGCGGCGGAGAAGAUCCUGUCCAAUGAACCUGAUGGUUCCUUCAUCGUUCGCGACAGUAGCGAUGAUCAUUACAUCUUCACGCUUACUUUUAAAUUGAAUGGACUGCGCCAUGUGAGGAUAGAGCAUGAUCAAGGAAACUUCUGUUUCGGCGGGUGCACAAUGUUCAAGGCUGCGACGAUCGUGGAGUUCAUAGAAAACGCAGUGGACACGUCGCGUAGCGGGCGCUACCUCUUCUUCCUCAACUUGCGCCCCAUGCUGGGCCCUGUGCGCGUCCAGCUGCUCUACCCUGUCUCCAGGUUCAAGCGCGUGCAAAGCUUACAACAUAUGUGCAGGUUUGUGAUAUUAAAGCAUGUGCGGCGUGACUUGAUCAAGAACCUGCCUCUGCCCAGACGGCUUCUUGACUACUUAAGCGCCACGCACUAUUAUUCCGAACACAUCUCUGAAAUGUAAUCUUCACAUUCAAAUCAAACUUCUGUCGCGGAAUAUCACUUAAAACGACAUUUAUACUACUAACCGGUUCUAGUUCUUACGAACUUCAUAUGUGUGCUGAAAUUGUCUAAAAACAAUACCAUUCUUGCAAAAUGUAGGUUGCAGUGGCGAUAUCAAUAUCGACAUGAUAGAUAUUAAGUACUUUGUAUUGAACGUGUUUUUGAAACGACCAGAUUUUCUUAUCGUUAUUUAAUAUUUCCUAAUGAACUUUGGCAUUGUUUUUUCUAAAGCGCAGUCAUUUGUGAUUAUUAUAUUGCGAUAAGAUUAAAAUAGUGCGUACCGGACUUUCGCACAUGAAUUAGUCUAAAAAUACUAUUUUUAAAUAUUGACUCGUCUUAAGAAUCGUAUUCUUGUGACUUAAUUACUCUUUAACACGACCAUGGCUGUGGAGCUAAACAGUAUUAGAAUAAUGUAAUGACUUACAUGUAUUGUAAUGAAUAUACUUAUAAGAUUUGUAAGCAAUAUAUUAAUCGUCUACAUGUAAUGUAUGUUUAUUUGCUUUGAAUUAUUCUCAUUUAUUCUUUCAAUUUGUCUUCUGUGCUGCCUGAGCUUCAUGAAUUUUGUAUAAUGUACUGUUUUAUUUUAUAUGUUUAGUGGGGUGUUGACUCUGAUGUCUGGGUCACACGCUAUAAAUCCGGCUAAUCAGUGUUAUUCUCCACAAAUCUAUAGCGGGCAGUCUAAAUUACUACUGUAUUUAAAUAAGUUAUUUUAUGGUUACUAUUUUUAUAUAAUAAAUAUCGCUCUUCGUGUCGAGCUAAGUACAAAUUUUAAGCAACCAUAGGUUUAUUAUUUGUGUAACUUAAGAGUAUAAUCUAUAGUGGCGUAGCGUGUUCCAGAGGUGCCCGGUGCCUAUUAUCAGCUGACUGCAGAGAAGUCAACGUCAGGAAAAGUUAAUGCUGCAUUUACUGUCGCGCAGUCAUUUAAUUAAAAGGCUUCCGAAGCGUUGUGCCGGAUUGAAUCUUUCCCAUCACGAUGUACCAAUAUCCACUGCUAUACAGAGUGUUAGUGACAUCGUGACGAAAACUUUGAGUGAUGAUUCAGGCCAUGAUUCUGAGUUGAUAUCAAGUGGAAUUUUUCGUCGCCAAAUUCAGUUUUAACUGAAAAUAAUUUUAAAAAGUACUAAAAUUUUCAUGACUUUUCCGACAGAAAAUUCCACUUGAUAUCGACUCAGAAUCAUGGUCUGAAUCAUCCCCUUCAGUAUUCGUUAUGAUGUCAGUAACACCCUGAAUAUUGCUCGAUGAUAGUUCUGUGAACUGCGAUUGCAUCUAAAGAACUUGUUUACCUAAGAAUGGUUAUUAUAUUAACAGUUUCGAAAAUAUAUUGUCACCGCGUCUUAUACGUCUCCGCCGCGACUUAUUUAAUCUGUUUGAUCUGUCUUACACAAUCUGUGCAAUAGCAAAACACUUACUACGUUGUACAUACUGAGUUAUCCUGUACUUUUCGAACUAUAUAAUUUAACGCAUCGACUUUUCGCGUUCCAUUGGUUGGAGUCCGCUCAAUCAAUCGGCGACAUGACUUGUGAUGAUUCUUGGAAUGUUGGCAUGUGGAUUGUUAGGUUAGUGAAUGACGUCAGCAAAGGCGUCGUUACAUUGUCAUUACAGACUCAGGUCUUGUAUUGUCGGCCUAUUCGUAGUAGACAAAACUCGAGUAUAAAACUAAUUUAUUUAAGUUGUUUCAGCAACUAAUGAGCUAUCUUUUUGCAACUAAGAUUUUAAUUUAAUCAUCUUUAUUUGGAUGUAAUUCUGUUAUAUAUUUGUAGAUAUAAUGAAAAUUAUACUUAUUUUAAUUUAUGUAAAUAUAACCCAUACUUUCUUAAGGCUCUUUGGUUAUAAUUACUGGCUUUAAUGUUUAUUUAAUUAAUGAAGAAAUGUCAAUGAUUAUUAUGAUUUGUAAAUACUUGGUAUAUUCUGAUUAAUAUCUGUAAUAAUAAUUGUUAAUUAACUUAUCCGCCACCAAAGAUAACGUAUAUUUUAUGAUUUAAUAUCUUGAACAUAAGAAUUUGAGGUACGAAGAUAAUAUAAAGAUAAUCAAGUAAAUGCAUAUUUUUACUAUAAGUUGCUCCAAGUGUAAGCUAUUAUUGAUCACGCUUCACAUUACCACCGUAACAUAACAUUAUACUAUAAGACAAACAUAUCACCAACUUAUUGUUGAAUAACCAACACGAACAUAGGGUUCAUAAUAUUGUAGACAAAACAGAAGCUAAAUCGCAUUUCGUUUCGACUUUUUGUAGUCUUUGGGAACUACUGCAAUUUACUGAUAAUAAUUAUUAUAUUAUUGCUUUGAGUAACAAUAAUUCAGAACUAGCUAUAUUGUCGAUAAUCUACAUGAAAUCCUGCGUGAUAGUCGAAGCAAUGUACGUAUUAUAGUAAAAAAAACAAUAAUAUUUUGCAUAUUACUGUAUAUCUUCUAUCCUUAUUACCUAUUGACAUAUCAAUGUAUAUUUGACAAAACUUAGUAUAGAGUCGCUGUAAGAAAUAUUUCAGGUAACGCCUUUUCUUAAACACGACAGGUAUAUUAGUGUUAAAUAAACUGGAUUUACUUUCUAGCCUUCAUCAACUGGAUUGUGUCGUUACAUAUAGAGAUAUGAAAAUCCUUGGCGGUUAUAUUGUUCAUGAGGGCUGGGAAGCGGGAGAUUUGAAUGCGCGCGUAUAAUCUCGAAUAUUACAAUCAUACAAUCCCGGAGUGUGACCGCGUCUGACUGUAUUGAGUUUGACACUUAAAGUUGGUGAAGUGCUGAUACUGCAGAUUAAGCAAGAUAAUACGUAUAGCAGCUAUGGUUCUGAGCACUUACAGCUGGAAUUGAUUUCUGUUACUGCUUAGAAGUUACAUUAUAUUGAUAUUUGCAGCAUCUGGAAGCAUUAUUAUAACGCACAUGAGUACAAAAAGCAUCUUGCCAGCGUAGCUUAAUGAUUAUGAUAUAAUUAAAUGCAUAUAGCAAGUUAGGUGUCUACAUCGGUCGAUUAUAUUAUAAUACAGAAAUAAUACUUUUACUGCUUAUUAUAAAUGGAUUGCAUAAUAAUAUGAGGUACCUGUAGUUCGUAAGGAAUAUGGCAAGUUUAUGUUCAGCCGGACGAUUUUAUAACGUAACAUUACAAUGUUUCCUUGCAAAGUUUUUGAUAAAUAACGUAACCUCAAUUUAAAAACUUUGCCAUAAGGGCUAUAAUAGUUGUUUUGUGGAUUAACCGAAUGUCACAAAAUCGAUCGGCAGGAAUAUAAUGUAUACCUAAUAACGAUAAAUUGGUGUAUUGCUACUCAUUCCGACAGAUUGGGAAACUGGACGGUUUGGUACCUAUACCUUGUAUGUUUGCAGAUACGAGUACACACUACAUUUUAUAAUAUUGUAUGGGUUUGAUAGUAGGUUCUUGUGUAUUGUAAUCAUUUUUCAUGCAUAUAUUUGUCUGAUAAGAAUCUCAAUUACUGGUUAUAGGGUGGAUGUUUUGAUACUUGGAAUUAAUUGUAGUGAGAAGUAGGUAAGGGUAUUUUAUGUUGUAUUCUAGCAGCUCCAGAUUCCAGCAGUAUUUGUUGUUGAAGAAACGCUAUAUUUAGUUGACCGUGCGCUGGUGGUUUGCAAUACUGAAGUAAGUACCUACCUAAGCAGUUGUAUCGUGUACAGUUGUAGCACUUAAAGAAUAUUUUUACAGAAGUGCACGAGACUGCUAGAAACAAGGUUUUGCUACGUGACUACUAAUAAUUAUAAAAUACGCUUUAUUAUGUAUUCUACUGACAGUUCCGUAGACAUAGUUCAAGCAUAAUCUCUCUUGAGACUUAUAGGUAUGUACUUAUGCUUAAUACCUAUAUGACAAUAAAUACUUACCUAAUAUCACGAUGUGUUCUCAGAGGAAAGCUGAAGGCUUUAAAUCGGGUCAAGUGCAUGUAGAGCAAGAAUCAGGCAUCGUGACUGGCCUACGCUUAGAUCGCUAAUCACAGGCUCGAAUACUUUUUAAUGGUUGUAAUAAUUUAGAGUAUUUUGCAAGGAAAUUGGAAUCGAAUUCUUAUUUAUAGGUGUAUGCUAUAAAGUAACUGUGAAUGAACUGUUAGGGUACUUUGAAUUUAAUGCCAUGACGCGCUUGGUUUACAAGAACGCGUCUGGAAUUUUAAUUGAUGAUAGUGUAUUUGAAGUUAUAUCCGUGGUAUGUACACAACAUUGACGGCCACAGCGCAACAGUUACCCAAGAGCCGGCGUUUUUCUAAUAAUUUCAUGCACGAUGUUAGUCAAAAAUUGUAUGUGCUUCAUUAAUGCAUUCAAUGAGUUGUAUUUAGUGUCCCCUGUCAAAACACCACUUUCCUCUUGGUUUCCUGGUUUUAGUGUUUAGGCAAUGACGACUAUUAAUAAUGAUUGAUAUGUUAAAGUUGAUUCAUUUUACUUCAGAAACAAACACCGAGAAUGAACUUUGGUAGCAAUUAUUAUAAAGGUGGAGAGACACCUUGAUGUUCUGCCAAAUAUACUCUUAAAUAUAAGGUUAAUUGUGCUUGUAGAGUGUACGGUACUAUAAGUAGGUCUAUUCUAUACUAUUUGUAAAGCUAACGCGUAAAUUGCGCGACGACUGAAUAGUAAUGUAAUUUCAGAAGGAGGGAUCUUUUUAAUACGAGCUAAUAGGUAUGUUUACAGUCAAUGAAAGUAACAGCAAAAACGCAGUCUGCUUUACAUUUUGCAGAAUUUAACGCGCGCAAACAAUCAAAUAGUUUAUUUAUAUUUAAAAAAUACAUUUAAUUUUGUAUUUACUGUAUAAGUUAUAUCAGUUAACAAGCAACACCAUUUGAACAUGCGAACAACUUGUAAACGUUCCAUUAGAUACAAAAUACAGAGAGCAUGGAGACGCUUGUUCGACUGUAGGUUCGUUGUACAAAGACCCUAUUACUGCAAUCUUAAAUUGUUCAGGAUAUAUUUUCUUCAUUUGCACGAGUUGCAACAAGACAGUAUAUAGUUUCCACUACCAUUGUUAAAGAGUCGUACAAACAAUUUAUUAUCGUGUUUAUGCUUGGUGUGUAGGCUAUCAUUAUAUGGAGGACCUCGUGCACUAUGGCUAUUACAAGUUGAAAUGAUGUUACGUAAAUAGUUUUGCAUGUAUCAUGAAAUCAUGACUAUGUUUAGAGGAGAUUCGUUUAGAAAAUGUACUGGUUAACAUAAAACUAAUUUUAUUGUUUAUGAAUAUAUUAUUGCACAUUUGUUUAACAGUACACAGGACGAGGUUGAUGUAUAUUAGUGUUUAUGUGUAUGUAAUGUACCAAUAUUUCUACCAUCAUUCUUUCAGCAACAUAUAUUGUAAUUGUGUUGAAAGAGAAGCUUUUCAAAGACCUGUGUAGAUUCGAAAAUGUGUAUCGUUUAACGUAUAUGUAUUUAUGAAAUGUAUGUAUUACAAAUCUCAGAUAGAGGUUUUUAGAACUCGUCCACUCGUCGAAUUAUAUUUGUAUAAUUAAUUACAAAACUAAGCUUGAGUGUCCCUAUGUAAGGAAAUGUAAUGUUCUCUAUUGAAUGUAGUGGCAGGAUUUAAAUUAUAUUUUAGGGAACCGGUGCCAUUUGUAUGUGAGGAGUUGGCGGAGAUGGUGGGUGACAUAAUACUUGUCGGCACUAAGGUAUUCUACCGUGUUACUACCGGUAAAUUAGCGUGUGUCGUGCUUGUUAAUACCACUAUUAACGAUUGGAAAAGUUUUGUCUCAGCCAACAUUUUUUUCUGCUCGUUCGAUCUCCUCUUUAUUCUAGAAUAAAACUUACAUAACAUAAAAAGGCCUGUAUAAGACUCAAGUGCUGGGCACAGGCCACCUCUCGAUCAACAGGAGAGGGUAUGGGCCAUACUCCCACUGCGGGUUGGUGGACGUAUUUCUUAACAUAUAACGGCUUAACGUGCUGUCCGAAGCACGGAAAGACAGUCGGGUGAUUCAAGCCUGGAAUGUCCUAGCCAAACAAAGGACAGUCUCACACAGUGAUUUUGACAAUGUCCCCAUCGAGAAUCGAACCCGAACCGUGAGUAAUUUGAAUGUUUUAUUUGGCACCGGUUCGGAACAUUGGAACAUUUUCUAAUUAUUCUCAUACAAACGAAAGGUUGUUCGUGCAUAUUUGUAAACCACUUGUAUCUAUAAGUAGUCCAAACUGCAAGUCAUUGGUUGUGCACUACCCAAUAAAUCCCCUGUUGAUUUUAAAUAGUUUUAGUUUCCAAAGCACAAAUUAGUUACUCAUUGAUAAAAUUAAGCUCAUUAUGUUUAGUCUGUAUUUAUUACUAACGUUAAUAUUAUGUAAUUAUUUGUUUAAACAAAAUUCACUUUACGGUUAUUAUCUUAAGGCGCAUGUAAUGCACUUUUGUGUAACACUUAAUAUAAGUUAGUUCAUUUUGUUUUAUAAAAAUGGGACUUGGGAAGAAUAAAUUAGGUUCCGAACUAA
This is a messenger RNA of Pectinophora gossypiella (pink bollworm), 8557 nucleotides long. RefSeq lists its product as uncharacterized. Gene Ontology annotation, biological process: intracellular signal transduction; phosphatidylinositol phosphate biosynthetic process. Lineage: Eukaryota; Metazoa; Arthropoda; Insecta; Lepidoptera; Gelechiidae. The transcript has 6 exons. The record is from RefSeq and is a predicted model, not a curated record. The coding region runs from base 136 to 2142 and encodes 668 amino acids. Gene Ontology annotation, molecular function: 1-phosphatidylinositol-3-kinase regulator activity. Gene Ontology annotation, cellular component: phosphatidylinositol 3-kinase complex.